AAUCAUACAACCCAGUAGAAUAUAAGUCAGUCAGAUCAGUAGAGUCUUCACUGGUAAGGUACUCUUGAAUCUUUUAAGACCUACUCUUAACUGUGCAGGAACAGCAAAACAUCCAUAACCAUGAAGUUGCUUCUGGCCGGGAUUGUUCUGAUCUUAAUUGUGGAAGCCAAUGCCCAGUGGUACAAAUUUCCUGUUGAAGCCGCUCAGGGAUCUCGUGAUAUGUAUCGAGCAUACACUGAUAUGAGGAAUGCCAACUGGAAAGACUCAGACAAAUACUUCCAUGCCAGAGGAAAUGCUGAUGCUGCCAGUAGAGGAGCGGGGGGCAGAUGGGCAGCGGAGGUUAUCAGUAAUACCAGAGAGUGGGUGCAGGAAAGAACCGGUCACGGAGCCGAGGACUCCGCUGCUGAUCAAAAGGCAAAUGAGCAUGGGCGCAAUGGAGGAGAUCCCAACCAUUACAGGCCAGCAGGACUUCCUGAUAAUUAUUAGUAUGAAAGCCAUUGGCAUCAAUCAAUAAUAAAACAAACAAAAGAAAAGUCUUCUGUUUGUGUUAUUGACAUGCAGACACGGUAAAAAGAGUUUUACACAACAAAUAAAGAUUAAUUUUGUCAUUGGACUUCACCCUG
This is a messenger RNA of Pseudoliparis swirei, 623 nucleotides long. Its product is annotated as serum amyloid A-5 protein-like. The coding region runs from base 121 to 486 and encodes 121 amino acids. The transcript is spliced from 4 exons. Gene Ontology annotation, cellular component: extracellular region. The record is from RefSeq and is a predicted model, not a curated record. NCBI's taxonomy places the organism in Eukaryota, Metazoa, Chordata, Actinopteri, Perciformes, Liparidae.